CGGGAGGCUAUGAGAGUGAUCCGGCAAAGACAGUGCGCCAUUAUGUGCUGCCGGGGAAACGCUUUGAAAUCCAGGGUGGAGUUGUGUUAAUUACCACUGAAGGACUGGAGGUUUCUUUUCUUUAAUGAGAAACUGGCUCGCAAGCAUGGCUGAUUCCUGCAAGAUGUUCUUCAGCAAUGAAACGCCCAUAUUAAAAACUGCUCUCUUCAGGAAGACAGCACUGUCUGCAGCCCUCAACAGGAGCUAAGACCACGAUGAACGGUGACUCAAGCGCCGGGGUGGUGACGGUCCCCCCGCCCACCACCGCCCCGCACAAGGAGCGCUACUUCGACCGCGUGGACGAGAGCAGCGCGGAGUACCAGCGCGAGCGGAACAUGGCGCCCGACCUGCGGCAGGACUUCAACAUGAUGGAGCAGAGGAAGAGGGUGUCCAUGAUCCUGCAGAGCCCGGCCUUCUGUGACGAGCUGGAGACUAUGAUCCAGGACCAGCUGAAGAAGGGAAAGACCCCCACCAGCCUGCUCGCCCUGCAGCAGAUCGCUGACUACAUGACCACCAGCAUCCCCACCAUGUUCCCAGCUACGCCACAGGGGGGCAUGGCUGCCCUCAACAUGAGCCUGGGCAUGGUGACCCCAGUGAAUGACCUGCGUGGGUCUGACUCCAUUGCCUAUGAGAAGGGAGAGAAGCUUCUGCGCUGCAAGCUGGCUGCAUUCUACCGCCUGACUGACCUCUUCAGCUGGUCUCAGCUCAUUUACAACCACCUGACUGUCAGACUGAACUCGGAGCAGGAGCGCUUCCUGAUCGUCCCCUUUGGUCUUCUGUACAGCGAGGUCUCUGCAUCCAGUCUGGUGAAGAUCAAUCUGCAAGGGGAGAUUGUGGACCGCGGGAGCACCAACCUGGGCGUGAACCAGGCCGGGUUCACCCUGCACUCAGCCAUUUAUGCUGCUCGGCCCGACGUCAAGUGCAUCGUGCACAUCCACACUCCGGCUGGGGCCGCGGUUUCAGCCAUGAAAUGUGGCCUGUUGCCCAUCUCCCCGGAGGCCCUCUCCCUCGGGGAGGUGGCGUACCACGACUACCACGGCAUCCUUGUGGACGAGGCCGAGAAAGUGCUGAUACAGAAGAACCUGGGACCCAAGAGCAAGGUUCUUAUUCUGAGAAAUCAUGGCCUCGUGUCUGUUGGGGAGACCGUGGAAGAAGCCUUUUACUACAUUCAUAAUCUGGUCACGGCUUGUGAGAUUCAGGUGCGCACUAUGGCCAGCGCUGGAGGCCCUGAUAACCUGGUCAUGCUGGACCCUGGGAAGUACAAAGCCCGGCCCCGCUGCGUCGAGCCCGCUGCCGAUGGCUCCAGCACCCAGCCCAAGUGGCAGGUCGGGGAGCAGGAGUUUGAGGCUCUCAUGAGGAUGCUGGAUAACCUGGGGUACAGAACAGGAUACCCCUACCGGUGCCCCGCUCUGCGCGACAAAGCUAAAAAGUACAGUGACGUCGAGAUCCCCCCGUCAGCCACGGGGUACUCGUACGCAGAGGACAGUGAGUCAGGCGCGCGCUCCCCUCUCAAGCACAGCUUUCAGAGGCAGCAGCGCGAGAAGACGCGGUGGCUCAACUCGGGCCGCCCCGACGAGGCCUAUGAAGAAGGCCCGGACGGCGGCAGCCCCAAGGCGAAGACUAAGGUGUGGACGAACAUUACACACGAUCACGUCAAACCCUUGCUGCAGUCUCUCUCGUCCGGUGUCUGCGUGCCAAGCUGUAUUACCAACUGCUUGUGGACAAAGGAGGAGGGGCUUCGACAGGCUGCUGUGGCCAAUCAGUUUGUCCCCCUGAACACAAACCCCAAAGAGGUCCAGGAGAUGAGAAACAAGAUCCGUGAGCAGAACCUCCAAGACAUCAAAACAGCAGGGCCUCAGUCCCAGGUACUCUGUGGACCUGUGGUAGACCGUUCCUAUGUGCAGGGGGAGCUGGUGACUGCAUCCAAAGCCAUUAUUGAGAAGGAGUACCAGCCCCGUGUCAUAGUGAGCAAGACUGGACCAAACCCCUUCAACAAGCUGACUGACCAGGAGCUGGAGGCGUACCGCAAGGAGGUGGAGCUCAAGCAGAAGGGGCCUGAAGUACAGGGGGAAGAGUCCUGCACCACACUGCUCUCUUGCCCCUCAGAAGCCCCCACACGUACCCUCAGUCAAGGAGAGGGAGAGGAGUGUCCUGUCUUUGAACCUCCCGCUGCCCCCUCCUUUUCCUCAAACUCCAGCCAGGACACGAGGGCGGAGUCGGGCCAGGGCAGCGCGGCCGCCAGGACACCCUCGGUGGGCGAAAGGGACUCGCCGGGGUCUCCCCAAAAGGAGUUUCACUUUGCUGUCCUUCGGGCACUAAGCACCAACAUGGAGCUCAUGAGCGAGGCUCCAGACCAGUUGCAGGACACUGCGGAAGAGGUGAAAGGGCAGAGCCCCACCCGCACCCCACCCAGCACCCCAAUCCGAGCAGAGGAAGAGUCUCAGCAGGAGCAAACCUACAAGGACGAGAGUGACGCCGCCACUUUAAGACAGACUCUACCCGACCUGACCCCAGAUGAACCCUCCGAAGCCCCCGUCUUCCCCCCCGACGACCCUGCCCCAGAGCAAACAGAGGAGCCACCCCAGCCUGAGGACCAAGAGCCCCCAGCUGCCCCCGAUGCCCCUGAGGACCCUGCAGCGGCAGCGGACCAGGGCAGCGAUGAGUCACCCAGCAAGUCUCCCUCCAAGAAGAAGAAGAAGUUCCGCACUCCCUCCUUUUUGAAGAAAAACAAGAAGAAGACAGAGUCCUAAACUUUUGUGUCUCUCAGGCAACAGGCCACACCUUCAAUUUGAUUAUUCCAUUUGUUUGGCUUAUCUAGUGUUCACCUCUAGUGUGUGCCAAUUAAAAUAAGGAUCAGAUUGCCUAAGAUUUUAACACAGUCGCUUCUAGUGGUGAAUGACUGCAUUAUGUCUGGUCAAGUGCAGUUCUGUGGCUUGUUACGCAUGUAUAUUUAGGUCCACACUCGAAGUGAGCAGUAGACUUAAUUCCAUUUUUUGUAUUACUAAACCCAAUUAACCAUAAAUAUGUAUUGGGAUGUAUCAAAACUGUCUUUUUUAAAAUGGGGAAUGCAAAAAAAUUACUAUGUCAUUUACGUGGUGAUAAUCCAUGAUUUUAAAAAUACGAACAAAAUGCACGGUGCUAAUUCUUCAAAUCCAAUAGCAUUGAACCUUUUUGUUCUGGAGCUACAGGUGAUUUUGGGGUCCAAAGAAGGCGAUCCUUCUCUGUAUUAAUAUAUAGGAUAUCAUGGCCUGAUGCCACAAUGGUAAAAGCAUUAUACUCCAUAUUAAUAUACUCCCAACAUAUUACUUCAGAGAUAAGUAGACUGCAAUUGCUGAUUUUUCUGGAUAUUUUCAGGAUUGGAAGAGCACUGAGUUAUAAACCACAUGGCUCCUUAAAAAAAAACAGAACAUUUUAUCAUGAAGGAAAUUGUUUCUAUGGCUUUAGUUACUAUGACACCUAGAGCAUGGCAGCAAUGUUUUACCCUACACUCCCAUUUCCCAAAUAUUAAUUUUUAAUUUUCUUAUCUCUCAGAAACAUGUGGCUUUCUAUUUGCCAUCAUAUGAGAGAAGUACCUGUGGGAAUUCAAAAUGGCUGUCGGAAUCUCCAUUUUGUUUCUUUAGAUAGGUUCAUAAUCCGUUUGGCUUUUUUGGAGAUAUUCUUGUGCUGCCUUUAUUGCGUCCUGAGCCAUCAUCUCUCACAAUUGAAAAUUUGUUCAAAAUAUGCUGUAAGCAUUAGAAAAACGGUGGUACAAAGGCAGUGGUCUACAUUCACUGUGUCUCCAAACCGAUGGUUUCUGAAUGCAAUAAACUGGUUGGUUCAUCUUUUGAAGAGCAUGUACUGCGCAAAGCAUUGGUAGCCAAUAUUAGAUUUCAGUGAAGAAUAACGUGGUGCCUUCCUGUGUCUGCACGUCCAGCUCAUGUUAGUUUAUCAGUUCUGGGGCUUUCACCAUCUUGUUUGGCUAUGUAUAUGAUGCCAGAGCAAGCCUUGGCUGAGUACACCUCAAAUAUGCACUAGCUGUCAUAGUUUAGCCCAUCCCUUUUUCUGGCGUUUCAGUGAUAAAUUAACUGGCAAAAGUCCAAGCUAUAAAGUGGAUUGCAUUUUACAGCGUGGACAUCGAAAUUUUUUUUAAAGGGCCUGCUGUCCUACUGCACCUCCUGGAUUUUCACUGAACUCCGAAACUCCAUCAUAAAAGAGUUUCAUUCACUUCAAAAUCACUUGGACACAGUAAUGCUACAGAGGCAAAUUAACACUAUGGCAUACAUGCCUUGGGCAGGCAUUGACAUCGGACCAAUGUCGAUUACCCUUGAUCAUUGUGAAGCUUGGUAAAAAACCACUAUAAAUCGGUUAUACGUUUUGUGCAAAACAGCAACAUGUUUUUGAAGGACUGCAUGGCAUAAAAGGCUUAAAGCUUGUAUAGUUUGUCUUUGUACAUUGACUGCAACCCUCUUUCCUUUGCUAUAUUGUGCUUUAUUGACAUGUUUAAUUAAUAACAAUACUAAGCCACCUGUCGGAUUUCAGUUGAGUCACUUAGAUGUUGAGUUCUGUUUUAUGAACGCAGUUACUUUAAACCUUGUUUGUAUUAUCUGCACUAUUUUCAAUACAUCUAUGUGCUAUACCAUCCCUUCCACAUUUUUCAUGGCACUGUUUUAUUUCAUCCAUGAAUAAAGAACUUCAUUUGAAACCA
Messenger RNA from Anguilla anguilla (European eel), 4723 nucleotides. RefSeq names its product adducin 1 (alpha) (gene add1). Gene Ontology annotation, molecular function: actin filament binding. Gene Ontology annotation, cellular component: plasma membrane; postsynaptic density; cytoskeleton. Gene Ontology annotation, biological process: barbed-end actin filament capping; positive regulation of establishment of endothelial barrier; positive regulation of adherens junction organization. The record is from RefSeq and is a predicted model, not a curated record. Bases 255 to 2789 code for a protein of 844 amino acids. The transcript is spliced from 16 exons. Lineage: Eukaryota; Metazoa; Chordata; Actinopteri; Anguilliformes; Anguillidae.